Messenger RNA from Dothidotthia symphoricarpi CBS 119687, 363 nucleotides. RefSeq lists its product as uncharacterized. The transcript is spliced from 2 exons. The record is from RefSeq and is a predicted model, not a curated record. Bases 1 to 363 code for a protein of 120 amino acids. Lineage: Eukaryota; Fungi; Ascomycota; Dothideomycetes; Pleosporales; Dothidotthiaceae.
AUGGGAUUUCUUUCGAUUCUCCCCGCGAGCUUCGUUGUGGUAGAGACAUGGAUCACGAGAUUAUCGCUCUUCCUGGGCCUGGUGCUCAUCGGUCCAUGGCUCGCCCUGGUUGUAUACGACUUGUUCCUUUACAUCUUCCGCGCCAUCACGUACGAGAUCCCGGUUAUCGGCGGACGAGCUCGAGGGAAGGCACGACCGCGUGCUCCAACUCUCACGGAACGGCCUGACGGUCAUCGGCGCAGAUUCAGUCUCGCUCGGCGUCCCGAAGAACCAGCGCACAGCACCGGCGGCUCGCAAUCGGAAGGCUCGGAUGCUCGGCUAAGGCAUAUAACCGAGAAGGAUGGUGAUUCUUCCUCCACAUGA